AUGCCGUCCGCAACCGAGAAUCUCGCGAUCCCGCUGGGCUCGCUGGUUCUCGUUACUGGCGCCAACGGCUUCAUUGCCAGUCAUGUCAUUGACCAGCUGCUCCAAGCCAAUUUCCGUGUGCGCGGCACAGUACGCAAACUGACCAAGGGCCUUUGGCUGAAUGACUACUUCUGCUCAAAAUAUGGGCCCGGGAAAUUCGACCUUGUCGAAGUGCCCGACAUGGCCGUUCCACACGCCUACGAUGAAGCCGUAACAGGUGCAUCCGGGCUCAUCCACGUCGCAACUCCUGUCCUGGUCACCUAUGACCCCAACGAAGGCAUCCCCAUGGUCACCAACGGCACCGUCAACAUACUCGAGUCCGCUCGAAAAGAACCAUUGAUGAAAAGAGUGGUGUUGACAUCCUCAUCCACCGCCGCCGCGAGCCCGCAGCCAAAUGUGGAAUUCACAAUGGAUGCAGGGACGUGGAAUGAAGAUAUCGUGCGAGCAGCGUGGGCUCCGCCGCCGUACGAAGGUUGGCAAAGGCGACAUAACGUCUACGCAGCCAGCAAGACGGAGGGGGAGAAGAUAGCAUGGAACUGGGUGAGCGACAACCAGCCGGAUUUCGUGCUCAAUACGGUCCUGCCCAAUGCGAACUUUGGCAAGAUGCUUAGCUCGCAGCAUCAGGGGUUUCGGUCGACAGCGGGCUGGGUGAAAGCUGUCUGGGAAGGGUUUAGGGGUCAAUAUGCGGACGAGGUAUUUAAUAAACCGCAGUAUUACGUUAAUGUGCGGGAUAAUGCGCUGGUACAUGUUGCGGCAUUGAUAUAUGAGGAUGUGCGUGCCGAGCGGUUAUUUGCGUUUGCACAGCCGUAUAAUUGGAACGAUAUACUGGCAGCGAUGAGGAAGUUAUAUCCGGAUAGACAGUUUAUUGAUGAUCUUCCGGGUCUGGGCAGAGAUUUGAGCAAGGUUACAAAUCAAGGAGCUGAGGAUUUGCUGAAGAGGAUCUCAGGAAGGGGUUGGACGGGUUUUGAGCAGACCAUCAAAGAGGCGACGGAGGACUUUAUUUAG
This is a messenger RNA of Histoplasma mississippiense, 1044 nucleotides long. RefSeq lists its product with no specific name. The coding region runs from base 1 to 1044 and encodes 347 amino acids. The record is from RefSeq and is a predicted model, not a curated record. Gene Ontology annotation, molecular function: oxidoreductase activity, acting on the CH-OH group of donors, NAD or NADP as acceptor. The transcript has a single exon. NCBI's taxonomy places the organism in Eukaryota, Fungi, Ascomycota, Eurotiomycetes, Onygenales, Ajellomycetaceae.